AUGAAUCCAAAAGAAACGAAAAGAUUUAUUUUACUUGCUGUGUUUGUCUUGAUGAUGGUUGGUGUUUUAGUCUCGGAAAGCUUCCAACAAUCACCAUCAGAAACAACAGCACCAACAAUAUUAUUGGGUCAAGUGGUGGAUAUACCUAAAAACAUGAAAAAGGAUGACCAACAGGAUCAAAUUAAAAUUCUCUUGCUCCGACAAGACUCACCAUCACGGGAAGAAGUAUAUUUUGUGAGAGCAGAUGGCUCAUUUACGAUUGAAGGAUUAACACCAGGUUCACAUAUUUUGCACUUGGUGAGUCAUAGAUUUGAAUUUCCAAAAAUCCGAAUUGAUGUUUCAAAGAGUGGAAAGAUGAGAGGAGUUGCAAUGAUUCCAUCGAAUCAUCCAUCAUUAUUAACCGAGGAAGAAAAGAAAUCUGGUGCUGCUCAAACUUUGGAUGGAUUUGGCUAUGUUAAACAAGGAAUUCAGGUUGAACCUGUUCUUCGAGUUAAACCGUUGAAUAUGUUGAAUUACUUUGAAGUUGUUCCUGGAUUUGAUUAUCUUGGAAUUUUGAAGAAUCCAAUGGUUAUUAUGCUUGUUGUUGGUGUUCUAAUUUCUGUUGUUUUCCCCAAGCUCAUAGAUCCUGAAGCAAUGAAGGAGGCUCAAAAAUCAAUGGGUCAAAGUGAAGCGGAAUUUAAAAAUUUAUUAGGAGGACUGAAUGCACAAAUUUCUAGUCAGUCAGCAUCAACAUCUUCAUCUGGUGAUAAAAGUAGUAAGAAAAAGUCAAAGAGUGAAUAA
Molecule: messenger RNA, 780 nt
Organism: Naegleria fowleri
Lineage: Eukaryota; Heterolobosea; Eutetramitea; Acrasida; Naegleriidae
Exons: 1
Coding region: 1-780 (259 amino acids)
Cellular component (GO): EMC complex
Source: RefSeq, a predicted model, not a curated record